UUUUUAGUGACACAAGAAGAUAUAGAACGUCAGGAAUUACUUUUGGCAUCAAUGAAGUACAAUUAUCAUUGUGAUCAAAGAAUGUACGACAACUCCAAUGAGCCAUUAGAUUUACCCAUGCACUAUUAUUAUCAAGGAAUUGAUAAAGUGGAAAUAUCACCUGAAUGUGGAUUUUAUAUGCAUAAAAAUAAAAUAGCUUACAUAGAAAGGCAAGCUGAAAUUAUUUCUGGUGAAUUUUCAUGGAAAAUAUUAGUUCGUGAAGUAUUAUUGGAAGUUUAUGGAGCAAAUUUAAAAAAUUUUUGUGCACUUGGAAAAAGAGGAUCUUUAAGGCCUCCUAUAAAUCAUCAAUUAUUUGUUGGAUUAUAUGAAUGGGCCUCACGAAAAGCACAGGAAUAUAAAGAAUUUAUAAGUCGAAAGGAGUAUGUAGAUCUUAUUAAUAAAACAGCAGCAAAUAAACGAUCUAGAAGCGAAAAAAAAAUUCAACAAAAAAAUAAAAAUGACUAAAGAUAAAUAUUUGACUAUAAAAAUUGAAAAUAUUCAUACGUAUGUAUUGCAAAAGGAAUCUUAGACGAAGUAAUGCAAAAAAAUAUUACAAAGGAAAUUUUUUUUUUUUUAAUAAAUUUCAACAAUAAUUCGUGAUAGGAAAUUAUUAUUUUUUUAAAAAAGAAAACAAAUAUUCAGCAUAACUAGAUUUUUAUAUUAUUUAUAUUCAAUUUAUUCUCAUCGCUGUUUUCUGUUUAUGAUAUACGUAUGUAAUACAACAAUUUUUCAAUA
This is a messenger RNA of Leptopilina boulardi, 774 nucleotides long. RefSeq lists its product as uncharacterized. The transcript has 4 exons. NCBI's taxonomy places the organism in Eukaryota, Metazoa, Arthropoda, Insecta, Hymenoptera, Figitidae. The coding region runs from base 52 to 504 and encodes 150 amino acids. The record is from RefSeq and is a predicted model, not a curated record.